Molecule: messenger RNA, 339 nt
Organism: Exophiala spinifera
Lineage: Eukaryota; Fungi; Ascomycota; Eurotiomycetes; Chaetothyriales; Herpotrichiellaceae
Exons: 1
Coding region: 1-339 (112 amino acids)
Source: RefSeq, a predicted model, not a curated record
AUGAAGACCAAAUCGCCCUCCAAGCCCAAGUCCAAAAGUUUGCAGGUUUCCACAAAGGAGGUCACUUCUCAGCUUUCCAGAUACAAGGUCCUAGACGUUGUCAAAGUCGCCAUUCGCAGAACAUUCACCCACCGCGACAGGAAAGCCAAGGAUGUUGAGACGGACAUGAUAGCGUCCCUCGAUGCCUUGACCGAGGAAACUGCCCAAGUCAGCCGGCUGAUGCUUGCCAACCACGCCGAUCUGAUGCGCCAGUACGAUCAAACGAUACGGUCGAACGAGGAAGAAAUGCGAGAUUUUCAGAAGCAGGUGGAGUAUGACUUGGAACGGAUUAGUGUGUGA